AUGGGGAUCUCCGCCGGCGGCACCGCUGUCGCCGCCCUGCCGAUCCUCACCCUCCUGCUGCUGCCGCACCCCGCGGCGCCAUUCUCCUUCACAUACAACUUCACCUCGCCCUCGGACACACCGCCGCCCGGGAUUGCCUUCCAGGGGGACGCCUUCUACAACAAGGCGAUCCGCCUCACCCGCGACGAGCGCCUCGGCCCCAUCACCAGCAGCACCGGCCGCGCCUUCUACUCCCGCGCCGUCCCGCUCGCCGACCCCAUCUCCCGCCGCCCGGCCUCCUUCGUCACCGCCUUCGCCUUCUCCAUCGCCGCCCCCGACCCGGCCUCCGCCUCGGGCGACGGGCUCGCCUUCUUCCUCUCCCCGUUCCCCUCCGUCCUCCCCGAAUCCUCCGCGGGGGGGCUCCUCGGCCUCUUCAAUUCCUCCUCGGUCCGCGCCGGCACGCUCGUCGCCGUCGAGUUCGAUACCUACAAGAACGAGUGGGACCCCAGCGGCGACCACGUCGGCGUCGAUCUCGGGGGCAUCGUCUCCGCUGCCACCGCCGACUGGCCUACCAGCAUGAAGGACGGCCGCACGGCUCACGCGCGCGUCGAGUACGACGGCGGCGCCAAGAACCUCACCGUCGCGCUCUCCUACGGCUCCGCGCGCCCCAACGCCACGGACGACGUCCUUCUCUGGUACGCCGUCGAUCUGAGGGACCACCUGCCGGACUCCGUCGCCGUAGGCUUCUCCGCCGCCACGGGCGAGGCCGCGGAGCUGCACCAGGUGCUGUACUGGGAGUUCACCUCCACCUUUGACCCCAAGGAGGAGACGGUGGUCCUGUGGGUGGUGCUAGGACUGUGCGCUUUGCUCCUCGUACUCGUCUGCGCGGGCAUCGUCUGGUUCGUCAGGCAAUGGAGAAAGGCAGGACAAUUCGACGACGGUGACAUCGAGCCAAGCAAGGCGAGACUGGUGCCGUGGGUGUGGGAGCUGUAUGGCAAGAACGCCUUCCUUGAAGCAGCAGACUGGAGGCUGAAGGGGCAGUUCGAUGAGAAGCAGAUGGAGCGCCUGAUGAUUGUGGGUUUGUGGUGUGCUCAUCCUGACUAUGCGCAUAGGCCAAGCAUCAGGCAGGCCCUGAACGUGCUUAAAUUCGAGGCACCAUUGCCGGCGCUGCCGCCGAAGAUGCCGGUGCCGACGUACUUUCCCUUGCCUGAUUUGGUUGCUUCGAUUUCUGUUGCGGGAACCUCGAUCGCCACCGAGGAUCCAGUUGUUAGUGAUUAUGGAUCCUCAGGUAAAGCUUCAUCGGUCAGGGAUAGGCUGCUGGAGCCAUGA
Molecule: messenger RNA, 1308 nt
Organism: Miscanthus lutarioriparius
Lineage: Eukaryota; Viridiplantae; Streptophyta; Magnoliopsida; Poales; Poaceae
Source: the annotation of a GenBank genome assembly